AUGGCAAAGGGAAUGUUCGUCCCUGCAGAACUCAUGAUCCUUAUUGCUAUUGUGCUACUCUAUCAAACUUGCAGGGCGAAGGAUAGUCAUGACUGUGCACCGUCUUCCUUCGGCGAUAUCCACAACAUAAGUUCUCCAUUUCAAUUGAAAGGCGAUCCAACAAACUGUGGCUACCCAAGCUAUAACUUGUCAUGCGAGAACAACCAAACAGUUUUAUACUUAUUUGCUGGAAAAUACUACGUGCGAGAAAUCAAUUAUGGAGACCACACAAUCCGAGUUGCAGACCCGGCCGGUAUUGAAAAGGACAGCCACUCCUUCACCCCUCGUUAUUUUCUAAACCACUAUAAUUUUAGUUCUGAGGAUCCAUACGACAUACCUGAUGCAACAGAGGAGGGCGUGGUUUUUCUGAAAUGUGAAAAUCCAAUGAAUGCUCCAUAUUAUUGGGAUAUUUCUUCUUGCUUCAAUGAUGAAGCGUAUUCUUCCAACUCUACUUUGUCCUAUUUCAAGGGUUAUAGAUAUGUUGGAGCAGGCUCUGAUGCGAAGACAACGGAUCUGGGGAACUUACGCCGAGUAGAGCAAAUAUCUCUGACAUCCUGGCCAAGUGAAUAUAAUGACUCAUGA
Molecule: messenger RNA, 621 nt
Organism: Juglans microcarpa x Juglans regia
Lineage: Eukaryota; Viridiplantae; Streptophyta; Magnoliopsida; Fagales; Juglandaceae
Exons: 1
Coding region: 1-621 (206 amino acids)
Molecular function (GO): polysaccharide binding
Source: RefSeq, a predicted model, not a curated record